CUUUUCCUUCCUAUUCCUUCUCACGCAAAAACCCUCCUCCUUUCUCCUUCAAGUCUUUUGUCGCCGCCACGCCAGCCACCUCGCCCCCUGACGCGGGCUCCUUUCCUCUCGCCAGCAUUUCUCUCUUUCUCUCCUCUCCCACACGCCGACGACUAAUCGGCUGAACGCCGUCCAGCCAAACGCACCGCCGCCAGCUCUCGCCGCGCAGGAUCGAAGUUGCUAGCCGAUCUGUGUUGUACUUUGUCCCUUCUCCGAUCAGCCACUGUCUUCCGAUUGGAAGUCGUUCACUAACUCCUGGCCAUCGGAUUUUGUUCGUCGUGCACGCUGCCGCUUGGCCCACAGUCACGCUACCCAGAGAUUCGUUUCGCGCUGCUACGGAAUUCAAAGUCGUAGCGCCCAAAUCUUGCUACUCGGACCCGAGUCCUGUGUAGGGCUAGUUGUCCUUUCUGUUCGUGUGUCGACAGAGCCUCCUGUCUGCUCGCAAGCUUCGAAUCUCCGCUGUAUUUCCAGUAGGUAUUAAAAUUGAGUUCUUGGAAGGACUUAGCUACUGUCUAGCCGAGGAGUGAAUUUUUGCAUGUUCUGGCACACUCUAGGCACCCAACUAUCUACCCUCUGCCAUGGCCGUGCUUUGUACUGCUCCAUUUCUAGACCCACUUGCCUGAAUCAUGGUUUUUGUUGUCUGUGGGUUUUUGGGGUUGUGACGUGAGUGUGAUUUUUCCCCCAUAUGCGAGAUAGAGCUUGUGAUAUGUGGAAGAAAAUGUUAGGGAUUCUGUUCUAUGAUUCAAUAAUUCACUGAUAUUGCAUUGAAGAAAUAAUGAAGCUGACUGUAGUUGCACGAUCCCUUCAAGCCCGUUCCACACUUACUAAAAUAAUUGGGUUGUCGCAGGUCCGCUUCUUUCAGCCUGAUUUUACUCCUAGGGACCCAAAGGCCAAGCCAAAAAAGUACAAGUAUCCACCAUUUUAUGAUCCAUAUGGCCCUAGGCCCCCACCCUCUGAUAAAAUCAUUGCGCUUGCUGAAAGAAUUGCAGCACUGCCUGCUGCUGAGCGUUCCCAGAUUGGUCCCACACUCGGCGAAAAACUUAGACAUCCUAAGCUGCAGGAAAUUUCAGUGGAUGGCUUGGACAUGGGUUCGGAAGGAGGGGCAGCGGCAGGAUCUUCCAAUGUGGAAGAGAAAAAAGAAAAAACUGCUUUUGAUGUGAAGCUAGAGAAGUUUGAUGCUGCUUCAAAAAUUAAGGUGAUUAAAGAAGUAAGGGCCUUCACUAAUUUGGGUCUGAAGGAGGCAAAAGACUUAGUAGAGAAAGUACCUGCGAUUCUCAAGCAAGGGGUGACCAAGGAGGAAGCAAACGGCAUCAUCGAAAAGAUCAAAGCUGCUGGAGGAGUUGCUGUGAUGGAGUAGAAAAUUGUUCUAAAGAUGGUAGCAACUUUUUGUUUAUAUUUUUCCAAACUGGCCAAUUUCUAGCUUCCGAACAUUCUUUCUGUUAGUGGAUGUUGUUGCCGGCCAGUUGAGUUGCAAAAAGGGCGAAUGAACAAUUAAUAAACAACUUUUUUAGACU
Molecule: messenger RNA, 1553 nt
Organism: Cucumis melo (muskmelon)
Lineage: Eukaryota; Viridiplantae; Streptophyta; Magnoliopsida; Cucurbitales; Cucurbitaceae
Exons: 4
Coding region: 815-1396 (193 amino acids)
Biological process (GO): translation
Cellular component (GO): ribosome
Molecular function (GO): structural constituent of ribosome
Source: RefSeq, a predicted model, not a curated record